Sorex fumeus (smoky shrew) is the source of this 3464-nucleotide messenger RNA. It is a transcript of the gene ANKRD52, whose product is annotated as ankyrin repeat domain 52. Bases 109 to 3339 code for a protein of 1076 amino acids. The transcript has 28 exons. Gene Ontology annotation, molecular function: protein binding. The record is from RefSeq and is a predicted model, not a curated record. NCBI's taxonomy places the organism in Eukaryota, Metazoa, Chordata, Mammalia, Eulipotyphla, Soricidae.
UUUCCCCGCAGCCGCCGCCGCAGCCGCCGCCUGGGCCGCCCCGUGUCCCCGGUGGAGCCGCCGCCGCUGCCGCCGGGAGCUCGAUGCGGACGGAGCCCGGGCCGGGCCAUGGGGAUCCUCAGCAUCACAGACCAGCCGCCCCUGGUCCAGGCCAUCUUUAGCCGAGAUGUGGAGGAAGUACGAUCCCUGCUCUCGCAGAAGGAGAACAUCAACGUGCUGGACCAAGAGAGGCGAACCCCACUGCAUGCUGCUGCCUACGUAGGCGAUGUCCCCAUCCUCCAGUUGCUACUGAUGUCAGGUGCUAAUGUCAACGCUAAGGACACACUGUGGCUGACCCCUCUUCAUCGUGCUGCUGCCUCCCGAAAUGAGAAGGUGCUGGGGCUGCUGCUGGCACACUCAGCAGAUGUCAAUGCCCGAGACAAGCUGUGGCAGACACCGCUGCAUGUGGCCGCUGCCAACCGGGCCACCAAGUGCGCUGAGGCGCUGGCACCCCUGCUGAGCAGCCUCAACGUGGCUGACAGGAGCGGACGCAGUGCCUUGCACCAUGCAGUCCACAGUGGGCAUCUCGAGACGGUGAACCUGCUUCUCAACAAAGGAGCCAGCCUGAAUGUCUGCGACAAGAAGGACCGGCAGCCUCUGCACUGGGCAGCGUUCCUAGGGCAUUUGGAGGUUCUGAAGCUGCUGGUGGCGCGGGGAGCAGACCUCGGCUGCAAGGACCGCAAGGGCUAUGGGCUGCUCCACACCGCUGCUGCCAGUGGCCAGAUUGAAGUGGUGAAGUACCUGCUCCGGAUGGGGGCUGAGAUCGAUGAGCCCAAUGCUUUUGGAAACACAGCUUUGCACAUCGCCUGCUACCUGGGCCAGGAUGCUGUGGCUAUUGAGCUGGUGAAUGCCGGAGCCAACGUCAACCAGCCGAACGACAAGGGCUUCACGCCACUGCAUGUGGCGGCAGUCUCCACCAACGGCGCACUUUGCUUGGAGCUCCUGGUCAAUAACGGGGCAGAUGUCAACUACCAGAGCAAGGAAGGAAAAAGUCCUCUGCAUAUGGCUGCCAUCCAUGGCCGUUUCACCCGCUCCCAGAUCCUCAUACAGAAUGGCAGCGAGAUCGAUUGUGCCGACAAAUUUGGGAACACGCCACUGCACGUGGCUGCACGCUACGGACACGAGCUGCUCAUCAGCACCCUCAUGACCAAUGGCGCGGAUACCGCCCGGCGCGGCAUCCACGACAUGUUCCCCCUGCACUUAGCUGUCCUCUUUGGAUUCUCUGACUGUUGUCGCAAGCUUCUUUCCUCAGGUCAGCUGUACAGCAUCGUGUCUUCACUCAGCAACGAGCACGUGCUCUCAGCUGGGUUCGACAUCAAUACCCCCGACAACCUUGGCCGCACCUGUCUUCAUGCUGCUGCUUCUGGAGGGAAUGUUGAAUGUCUAAACCUGCUGUUGAGCAGUGGAGCUGACUUGAGGCGGAGAGACAAAUUUGGAAGGACGCCCCUGCACUAUGCAGCCGCCAAUGGCAGCUACCAGUGUGCCGUCACACUGGUGACCGCCGGGGCGGGCGUCAACGAGGCGGACUGUAAAGGCUGCUCCCCCCUCCACUACGCUGCUGCCUCAGACACUUACAGGAGAGCGGAACCUCACUCAUCUUCCAGCCACGACGCUGACGAGGAUGAGCCUCUGAAGGAGUCCCGCAGGAAGGAGGCCUUCUUCUGUCUGGAGUUCUUACUGGAUAACGGUGCAGACCCCUCCCUGCGGGACCGGCAGGGCUACACAGCAGUGCACUAUGCAGCCGCCUAUGGCAACAGACAGAACCUCGAACUGCUCUUAGAAAUGUCCUUUAACUGCCUGGAGGAUGUGGAAAGUACCAUUCCAGUCAGCCCUUUGCACUUAGCUGCCUACAACGGUCACUGUGAAGCCCUGAAGACACUGGCCGAGACGCUGGUGAAUCUGGACGUGAGGGACCACAAGGGCCGCACCGCGCUCUUCCUGGCCACUGAGCGAGGCUCCACGGACUGUGUGGAGGUGCUGACGGCUCACGGCGCCUCUGCCCUCAUCAAGGAGCGCAAGCGCAAGUGGACACCCCUGCAUGCUGCUGCUGCCUCUGGCCACACUGAUUCCCUGCACUUGCUGAUUGACAGCGGGGAGCGAGCUGACAUCACAGACGUCGUGGAUGUCUACGGCCAGACCCCGCUGAUGCUGGCCAUCAUGAACGGUCACGCGGACUGUGUACACCUGCUGCUAGAGAAAGGAUCCACAGCUGAUGCUGCUGACCUUCGGGGUCGCACUGCCCUGCACCGGGGGGCAGUGACUGGCUGUGAGGACUGCCUGGCUGCCCUGCUGGACCAUGACGCGUUUGUGCUGUGCCGAGACUUCAAGGGCCGCACGCCCAUCCACUUGGCCUCCGCGUGUGGCCACACCGCAGUGCUGCGGACCCUGCUGCAGGCUGCCCUGUCCACAGACCCCCUGGACGCGGGGGUGGACUACAGUGGAUACUCGCCCAUGCACUGGGCCUCCUACACUGGACACGAAGAUUGUCUGGAGUUGUUACUUGAACACAGCCCAUUUUCAUACCUGGAAGGAAACCCCUUCACUCCUUUGCACUGUGCAGUAAUUAAUAACCAGGACAGCACCACAGAGAUGCUGCUGGGAGCUCUGGGUGCCAAGAUUGUGAACAGCCGUGAUGCCAAAGGACGGACCCCUCUUCACGCCGCUGCCUUUGCGGACAAUGUCUCUGGGCUCCGGGUGCUGCUGCAGCAUCAAGCUGAGGUGAACGCCACCGACCACACCGGCCGCACGGCACUCAUGACGGCGGCGGAGAAUGGGCAGACAGCUGCUGUGGAGUUUCUGCUGUACCGGGGGAAGGCAGACCUGACCGUGCUGGACGAGAACAAGAACACUGCCCUCCACUUGGCGUGUAGCAAGGGCCAUGAGAAAUGUGCCCUCAUGAUCCUGGCAGAAACCCAAGACCUUGGCCUUAUCAAUGCCACCAACAGUGCGCUGCAGAUGCCACUCCACAUUGCUGCCCGGAACGGUCUGGCCUCUGUGGUGCAGGCCCUGCUGAGUCGGGGCGCCACUGUGCUGGCUGUGGAUGAAGAAGGUCACACCCCAGCACUGGCCUGCGCCCCCAACAAAGACGUGGCAGACUGCCUGGCCUUGAUCCUCUCCACCAUGAAGCCUUUCCCACCCAAGGACGCCGUCAGUCCUUUCAGCUUCAGCCUGCUCAAAAACUGCAGCAUCGCCGCCGCCAAGACGGUGGGUGGCUGCGGGGCCCUGCCGCACGGGGCCUCCUGCCCCUACAGCCAGGAGCGGCACGGCGCCAUUGGCCUAGACGGCUGCUACUCCGAGUAGCCCCUCGCGUCCCUCCCCCGCCGGUGGCUUGAUAUCUUAUAUUUAUUUAGAAGAAGUCUAUACAUUUAGGGCACUUUAAAGGAGAACACGGCUGGGUGUGGGGCGGGGGCGGAGGGGGUGAACGG